UUUAUACAGAAAGGCGUAGCCUAGCUUGAUUGCUGUUUAUAGCUGAACUGUGUAACAGUAAGUCUGGAGCGUUAGUUUUGGAAGUCACUGGGACAACAUUUGAGGAUCAACCACUGACUCUGUGUGUGCACUGGACUGUUGUCAAAGACUUGAUCUAAUUGAAGUUGAAUAGGAUUUCUAAGUGAAAGUUUGCAAUCAUGAGUAAUCGGCCAUCAACUGCCCGCCCUAACAGCGCUAGCCCCAGGCGUCCCAACACCCCUGGCCGCCCAUCCAGUGCCCGCCCUGGCAGUGGACGAACACGCGCUAGCCCACGAGGGGGCUCAGCAGGAGGAAAGAGAUUUUCAAAGGAGCCGCAGCAUAAUGCUGAGGAAGGCUACGUCCGUAUCUACCUGAGAGGGCGUCCUGUGACCAACUAUCUUCCAUCAGACGUUGAGGAUUAUGAUCUCAACGCCAAGCACCCCGCUCCUACUGAGAAACUCAAGCUUGACUGGGUCUAUGGAUACCGUGGACGAGACUGUCGUUGCAACCUGUACCUCCUGCCGACGGGCGAGAUCAUCUACUUCAUGGCAGCGGUCGUAGUCCUCUACAACGUAGAAGAACAGAAUCAGAGGCACUACACGGGCCACAAUGAUGAUGUCAAGAGCAUUGCUGUACAUCCAGACAGUGUCACCAUAGCAACAGGACAGGUAGCAGGUCACGACCCAGAUGAGGGAAAGCCCCAUGUGAGGAUCUGGAACUCUAUCACCAUGGAAACCCUUCAUGUCUUAGGCCUUGGAUUCUUUGACAGGGCUGUCUGCGCUCUCAGCUUCUCUAAAGUGAAUGUGGGUGUACACCUAGCAGCUGUGGAUGAAUCCAAUGAACAUGUUCUCUCUGUAUGGGACUGGAAGAAGGAGAAGAAACUCAGUGACACAAAGAGUUCUCAAGACCCAGUCUUAGCCUGUGAAUACCACCCCAUGAAUGAUGAACAGAUCAUCACCCUUGGAAAAGGUCAUAUUCACUUCUGGAACACCACCGGUGGCAAACUGGUCAAGAAGUCUGGUAUCUUUGAGAAAUAUGAUAAGCCCAAGUUCGUGCUGAGUCUUGCAUUCACUGGCAAUGGAGAUGUGAUUACAGGGGACUCCAAUGGAAACAUGUACAUCUGGGGAAAGGGCAAUACCCGUAUCUCCCAGGCUAUUCUCGGAGCACACGAGGGCGGUAUUUUCUCUCUGUGCGUGAUGAACGAUGGUCAGAUUCUGUCAGGAGGAGGCAAGGAUAAGAAGGUUAUUCUCUGGACGGCGGACUAUCAACAGAGUGAGGUCACUCAGGUCACAGAGGCCACGGGUCCAGUAAGGACGCUGUGUAAAGGCAAGGGAGAGGACUUCUAUGUUGGAACUACCAGGAAUGCAAUCCUUAGCGGAAACAUGGGAGGAGAGUUCAAUACAUUGGUUCAGGCCCAUACAGAGGAGCUGUGGGGUCUAGCUUUACAUCCAACCCAGGGUCUAUUCUUGACUUGUGGCUACGAUAAGAAUGUCAUCAUGUGGGACUUUGAACAACACAAACCAAUGUGGAACAAGCUCAUGGAGGAUGGAUGUCAGUCAGCUGGAUUCCAUCCCUCUGGAGCAGUGGUUGCCAUAGGAAUGACCAGUGGACGAUGGGUAGCCCUAGAUGUUGAGAGCCAGGAUCUCAUCACUGUACAUACCGAUGGCAAAGAGCAACAUGACAUCAUCAGAUAUUCCCCUGAUGGAAACUUCCUAGCUGUGGCUUCCCAUGACAACUACAUCUAUAUUUAUUCAGUGACAGAAGAAGGCAGGAAGUACUCCAAAGUUGGAAAAUGUUCUGGUCAUUCUAGCUUUGUGACUCAUAUUGACUGGUCAGCUGACUCCACUAAACUACAGUCCAACUCCGGUGACUACGAGCUACUCUUCUGGGAUGCAUCUACCUGCAAGCAGAUCGUCAUCAGCAAAGAGACGAGGGAUGUGGAGUGGGCAACAUUCACUGGUGUCCUAGGAUAUCCCGUCUGUGGAAUCUGGCCAGAAGGUAGUGAUGGAACAGACGUCAAUACUACAGCACGAUCAGCCAAUGGAAACCUCUUGGCUUCAGGAGAUGACUUUGGAAAGAUCAAUCUCUUCCGCUAUCCAGUCAACCACCCCAAGGCUGACUGCACUUCAUUCAAAGGUCACAGUAGUCAUGUGACCAGUGUUGCGUUCAACGGGGACUCGACUAAACUGAUCUCAACAGGAGGGCGUGACAUGUCAUGCAUGCAGUGGAGCGUCGUCUAACGUCAACCUCUCAACCUCACAAAAUGUGUUUUCUCUUGAUACUCAUUUUCGUUUCCAUGAGAUAUCUCACAUAUCAAACUUAUGCAUUGUUUCUCCACUGUUGAUACAUUAUCUUCCAGCAGGUCAUUUGUUAUGCCUGAAACACCAUUCUUACAAAGAGUAUUUCUAUAUGUGAACAAUAAUAAAGAAAAUUGAAGUUUUGGGUAGUAGGGCCAGGGAGCUGUGGUGCACAGAAUUGGAUGCACUUUGUAAUAUUUUAGUUUACUGAUAGCAGAGUGAGAAAUGGUGAUUACAAGAAAUUACAAAAAAGUCCUCCAAAUGUACACAGUGCACUUACAGUGCCAUUGACCUGAAAUGUUUCACUGAUCAUAGCUAUUUGUCUUUCAUUGAAUUGCCUCACAAAGAAAUCAGGCAUCAAUAAAAGAGUACAAUCUUUUUCAAGCCUUCUUGGAUAACAUAUUGUUUAUUAACAUCCUGAAUUGUAUGAAUGUGUUUGUUGGAAAUAUGAUCAUACAGUGGAGAAUUGUUACAAUCAUGAAUGCAAAUCUGACUUACUAUUUUUUAUUUAGUAAAAUACAUACAAUUAGUUGUAGUCAUUUCUGUAAACUGUUUCAUAUAUUAUAUAUGCAUUGUUUCUUUGCUUCAAAGAAGUAGGAUCCUGAACUGUAUGGGGAAAUAAACUUGCCAUAAAAAGAGAAAAGGGUUAAGUUAGUUUGAUGCUGAAAGUCUUGAGAAAGGGUAUACAUAAUUUUUAAGUGAGUUAUAUUUGCAUUUUUUCACAAGGAGGUCGUACAGAAAUGAUGGGAUAUGUAGUUUAGUCUGCUAAAGCAUAUUAAGGCUAUGAAGGUAUACUGAAUGCAUAAUUUUAAUGCGAUAAAGAUCUGUAGUCAAGCAAUGGAAAAAUUGUUUUACUUUCAAAUUCCCAGCAGUCUCUGACAGUAAUUAAUUCUUAUGACUUAUUAAAAGUACCCACUUUGAUUACACCUAAAUUUUCCUUUCACUCUUGUCUAAAUCUCCAUAUAAUUGUUUUGAAUCUCUAUAUGUAUUUUUAAAUUUGAUACAUCAAAUGCAGUAAGGGGUCUCUAACUAUCGGUAUCUAUUCUAGAUAUAUUAAUCAAUGUAAAGAUGAAAAGUAUAUAAUUUUUAAAGGAUAUAUAUUGGGUUGAAGUGAUUUCUCAAAGAUGAUAUAUCACAAUUUUAUUACCAAGUGCUAUAGUGUGCAGUUUGUUGAAGUGUUGUAGUUGAUCCAUCUUUCUGUUGCAUUUUAACACCCCCCCCCCCCCCCCCCCCCCUGUAUCACUAGUGAACAAAAGAAAACAAAUGCAGAAUAACAUUUCUUUCACUCCUUUCUUCAAUUUACUUUUGCUUUUAAAUAGAUAAAUGCAGUGUGAUUUGCAUAAGACAAACUUGUGAGACAAUCAGACAAUAUGUAUCUUACAUCAUUUGUCAAGGAAAGCAAUUUACAAUCCAUUACCGGUAUUGCAAAUAUAAGCAUAUAGCAGCAUUAUGAAAAAAUGGUUUGAAACGUUGAGCCGCAUAGUGUAAUAUGCAUUCAGUAACAAAAUGUUGCAUCAGUUUAAAGUUGUCAUGUGGUUUGUGUCCAUCUUCCUGAUAAAGAAGUUCCAGAUGUGAAAAAGGGUGGACUUUAUUUUGUCUAUAAUAUGUGUACAAUCUUGCUUGAAAUGAAAAAGUCCUGAACAACAAAUCAUACGAUGUGUAGGGAAGUAUGUUUGUAGAUAUGUAAAGUUUUCAAAAGAGAAAUAAGUAAUAAAAACUUGGUG
Molecule: messenger RNA, 4039 nt
Organism: Strongylocentrotus purpuratus (purple sea urchin)
Lineage: Eukaryota; Metazoa; Echinodermata; Echinoidea; Camarodonta; Strongylocentrotidae
Gene: EMAP
Product: 77 kD echinoderm microtubule-associated protein
Biological process (GO): microtubule cytoskeleton organization
Cellular component (GO): mitotic spindle
Molecular function (GO): microtubule binding
Source: RefSeq, marked provisional